AUAUCAACGUGAUAGAACUGUUACCCAAUAAUCAGGCCGGAGUGUUACUAUAGCUAAGCAUAAGGCAACUAUGAAAUGUACCUAUCUAGGUAGCAUUACACCGUAAGAGUCAUCUUCCCAUCCUGCAUUUGUGGCUUGUUCGAUGGUAGCUUACGUCUGAUGGGCGUAUAAGCGUAUUAUUACCUGUUGCUUGUUGCCAAGCAUCGCUAAGACGAACUGUUUCUGACCAACCAGAUGAACGUGAAUCGUUUGUGUAGCCUCGUAGUAGUCUGCCUGCAUGAUCAAGCCUAAGCUGCGUCGUCACUAGCCCCCGUUCUGUCUAUAGCAGUUGCGUAUUAGUCACAUCGGCAUAGUGAACCCUCUUAUAAAAUCGAUGCAUUUCUUCUAAGGCUAGUUGGUGUAUUUAUCCUUCAUCAAUAUUACUAUCAUCCUUAUACUAUCAGGAAACAGUUUAACAGCUAUUCAAUAGAUCAUAGAAGACUUCAAUACCAACUAUCCCAUUGCCUGCAUUAUAAGCCUGCAGCGAAAAAACCUUGCAUCCUUACAAUGUGCCAAGAUUGCUACCGAACAUCAGCGGCAGCUGUCUCGAUGUCUUUGGCGAUGACGAACCCAGAACUCAUCUGGCCACAUCACCAAGACAACAAGAGACAGUCAGCCCAUUUCCAACCUUCGAAAACACAAACACAAACAAAAGCACAGUCAGACGUCAAACCCUCAUCGGCCUCAACUUACUCAGAGUCUACCACAUAUUCGUACGACAAGGAAAAGAGUCACGGCGAUGCCAAGCAAAAGCGGUCGAUGCGCCAACGAAUUAAAGAGACUUUCAAAGACAUUGGGAACUCGCCUACAGAAAAGUAUGAUCGAAAGAAUGGCCAGAAGACCGAAGACCUGACGACUUACCACGGUCCGAUGAGCUCGAGUACACAGGGAAGGACGUGAGGUGAAUAAUGAUGAGGCUAUACCAAGCAUCUGUCUUGAUGCGAUCUACGGCUUGGAUAUAUGAGAUGGGCCUGCUAAAGGGUAUAGGCUCUAACCUAGGUAUUUGCUUGAUAAUGAUAAUGAGAUUCGGGUUAUUCAUGGGGCUCGGUCUAUAGGGGUUAGGGUGGAUCCCUUGGGUAAAGAUUGAGGGACUAGGACGUCUGCAAUAAAACAAAGGUGUGAAAGCGUGUUGGAAUUGGAUGGAUACCAAAGAUUGGAAUUAAUGCCAACGACUUCGUAGCAAUUUUGAAGAUAAUCUUGGCUGGGCCGGACGAGUGGGAUGCACUUUUAGGACAGUCGCUUAAUACCAUUUUCAGUCUCAAGCCUCUAUAUCACUAGAAAUUGAUACCAAUCCGUGAAGUAAUGAAGGCUCAUAAAAGAUCGUAGUAGUUAUUAGCAGUACCAUGUCGUCUAUUAGGAAUAUCGUCUACUUGUGUUGGUUCCCUAUCCAAUUUCCCGAUGCUGUGCUUUCAGUCUUUACCGAACAAAGCCUUGCUGCUUUCGCAUUGUCU
This is a messenger RNA of Daldinia decipiens, 1490 nucleotides long. RefSeq lists its product as uncharacterized. Bases 547 to 939 code for a protein of 130 amino acids. NCBI's taxonomy places the organism in Eukaryota, Fungi, Ascomycota, Sordariomycetes, Xylariales, Hypoxylaceae. The transcript has a single exon. The record is from RefSeq and is a predicted model, not a curated record.